Scleropages formosus (Asian bonytongue) is the source of this 5010-nucleotide messenger RNA. RefSeq names its product WD repeat domain 24 (gene wdr24). The transcript has 11 exons. The record is from RefSeq and is a predicted model, not a curated record. Bases 440 to 2797 code for a protein of 785 amino acids. NCBI's taxonomy places the organism in Eukaryota, Metazoa, Chordata, Actinopteri, Osteoglossiformes, Osteoglossidae. Gene Ontology annotation, molecular function: protein binding. Gene Ontology annotation, cellular component: vacuolar membrane; cytosol; GATOR2 complex. Gene Ontology annotation, biological process: cellular response to amino acid starvation; positive regulation of macroautophagy; positive regulation of TORC1 signaling.
AACGGUGCCGUGUUAGGUACUUUGCGCUGGCCACGCGGGCGGAGUCUCGCGGCCCUUAACCGACGGGAGCGCGCGCGAUCCGGCAGCAAUGUCAGCGGCUUUGCGCGGCUCGCGAGCCCGUCUGUUAUUGAGCCUUGAGUUGGAUGUGUGAUCGUUCGUUGACCGAGUUAGCGGCUACACGGGGUCGUUUCGUCGAAGUAGAAAAAACUUAUUCGCGUGUCUGGCUGGCUGGUGGUCGUGUUUAGUAAACUGUCGAGUUGUGAGACCCAAAGACUCGCACCUCCCCGACACACAGUCCGUCAUGCUAAGGCGUAAGAAUCACCUGAGGCUGAGGCGAUUUCGAGGCACGAGUUUCAGUUGAGCAGAGCAGGGAUUGGGGUCGGUCACGUGACCCGGGUGGUUUGGCGGGAGCCGUGAGCAGCUCUCAACACUUCUAAAAAUGGCACGAGUUACCACUGCCCUGGGCAAUAAUGCUAUUAGUGGACACACCAUGUUCUGCCAUCUGGACGCUCCGGCAAAUGCAAUAAGCGUGUGCCGAGAUGCGGCACAGGUGGUCGUAGCGGGGCGGAACAUCUUCAAGAUCUAUGCUCUAGAAGAGGAGCAGUUUGUGGAGAAGAUUAAUUUGCGCGUCGGCCGUAGGCCGUCCCUGAACUUCAGUUGUGCCGAUGUCAUGUGGCACCAAAUGGACGAGAACCUGCUCGCCACGGCAGCCACCAACGGAGCCGUGGUCACCUGGAACCUGGGCAAACCUUCGCGGAACAAGCAGGACCAGCUUUUUACCGAGCACAGGCGCACAGUUAACAAGGUCUGCUUCCACCCUACGGAGGUGUACAUGCUGCUGAGUGGCUCGCAGGAUGGCUACAUGAAGUGCUUUGACCUGCGCAAGAAGGAAUCUGUCAGCACCUUCUCAGGCCAGUCAGAAAGUGUGAGGGAUGUGCAGUUCAGCAUGAGGGAUUAUUUUACAUUUGCCGCAUCCUUCGAGAAUGGCAACGUCCAGCUGUGGGACAUCAGACGGCCUGACCGAUAUGAGAGGAUGUUCACUGCUCACACUGGACCCGUCUUUUGCUGUGACUGGCACCCAGAAGAUAGGGGUUGGUUGGCAACAGGUGGCCGUGACAAGAUGGUGAAGGUGUGGGACAUGACCACCAACCGAGCCAAGGAGAUCUACUGUGUGCAGACUAUUGCCUCGGUUGCUCGUGUUAAAUGGCGGCCAGAGCGGAAGUGGCACAUUGCCACUUGUUCCAUGAUGGUAGACCACAACAUUUAUGUAUGGGAUGUGCGGCGCCCUUUCAUCCCUUUUGCCACCUUUGAGGAACACAAAGACGUUACCACUGGUAUUGUGUGGCGUCACCUUCAUGACCCCAACUUCCUCCUCUCGGGCUCUAAGGACAGCACCCUAUACCAGCACAUGUUUCAGGAUGCCAGCCGGCCUGUGGACAAGGCCAACCCAGAAGGCCUUUGCUUUGGUCUUUUUGGGGACCUUGCCUUUGCGGCAAAGGAGAGCUUGAUCAGUGGUGACUCCAACCGGAAGCCGUAUGCCGGUGGGGACCGUCGUCAUCCAAUCUUCUUCUUCAAGAAACCUGACCUCACAGAGCAGUUUCCCCAUGUCUCCAGCACCCUCAGUGUCUUUGAGACAGACCUGAAGAGUAGCCAUAUGGACUGGUUUGUCAAAACAGCCAAGCUGUAUGCGCUCAGCGGAAAGCCUUUCACAGAACUUUGUGAUCACAAUGCCAAGGUAGCCAAGGAGCUCAAUCGACCUCAGGUUUCUACUACUUGGACAAUGAUACGGAUUAUGUUUUCAGACCCAGGGAAUCUCAGUACAGUAGCGCCCAAUCAUAAUAUUAGUAAAUUGGGUACAUUGCCAUUAAUGAACAGUUUCAACAUGAAGGAAAUGACUGCAGGUCUGGGUAAUGAAAAUCGCUUGGACCGCAGUAAGGGAGAGAUCAGGCAGGAUACCAUUCACAUGGAUUCUGGAAACCCCUUAAUUAGCAACAAUGAUGAGAAUGAAGAAACAGAGGGCAGUGAGGGACAGGCAGAUUACAUGUUUGGUGAUGCAGAGCUGGAUGAUGAUGACCUGUACUCUAUGGAGCCUGACAACCAGGGCGCUGAGGAACAGGAGUACACCCUGCCUCAGGAAGCGUUCCCAUUACGGCACGAGAUUGUGGACAACCCUUCUGCGCCAGAGCACCUGCAGGACAGGGCUGACUCUCCGCACAUGAGCGGCAAUGAGGCAGAGAGCAUGUGCCUGACGCCCAUCGAGUCCUUUUCCCUCAUCUCCAUCUCGCAGCCACUCUUCAGCUCCCACCUGCCACCGUCCUUCUUCAGCCCCAUGGUGCGCGAGAUGCUGUGCUACUAUGCUGAACAGGGAGAUGUACAGAUGGCCGUGUCUGUGCUCAUUGUCCUGGGCGACCGCAUACGCAGGGAGAUUGAUGAUCUCACACAGGAGCACUGGUACAUGUCCUACAUUGACCUACUGCAGCGCUUUGAGCUCUGGAAUGUCUCCAAUGAGGUUAUCAAGAUGAGCACAUGCAGUGCUAUCAACUGCCUCAACCAGGCCUCCACAACCCUGCACAUCAACUGCAGCAACUGCAAGAGACCCAUGAGCAACAAGGGCUGGAUAUGUGACAGGUGCCACCAGUGUGCCAGUAUCUGUGCGGUGUGCCAUCACGUGGUUAAGGGCCUCUUCGUGUGGUGUCAAGGCUGCAGCCAUGGUGGACAUCUGGAACAUAUCAUGGACUGGAUGAAGAGCAACUCGCACUGCCCUGCUGGCUGUGGGCACCUUUGUGAGUACACCUGAAGAGUCAAGGGAUAAGCCGUGCAAUGCGGUGGAGGCAAAGGGACGUUCUGUCAAAUCUGAGCCAGAUGUUUUUGCAAGGGCUUGCAAUCAGGAAGGCAAAAAGAAGCCAACAUUUGAAAAAUAAAAAUGGUUUAAUCUCUGAAUUUUGCUUCAUAAUGUUUACUGUGAUUGGUAGCCACUUUGCAUAAACUUCUUUCACAAUGUCAAUAGGAAAAGCAUGUGCAAUGGUGCCUGUCUUCCUCACCAUGUAGAGCCCUUUCACUUGAGGUAAUCUACUCAGAGUACUGCCAUGCUGCAACAGAGAGUGAGAAAGUCCUAGAGAAUUUUGGCAUAGCUUAAAUUGUACAAUCAUAAGAGUCAUGGCAUUUGUGGAAAAAUAGAAGCUUCACAUCAGUCCAGUGUCUUCAUAAUCAAAAUGGAUGAAAUUGCUGUGUUGUCAUACUUCUUAAUGUUAAUUGAUCAUAAUGGAGGGAGAACACCUUGAUUUUUUUUUUUAAAAGCAGUAGUUGAAAACAGUUUCAUGAAGCUACCUUCUGAGCAAUAAUUCAAAAUGCAAGAAAAUGGGAAGUCUGCUUUGAAAGUCAACAUUAAUCAGGGAGCUAGAGGGUAGGCAUGAUUAUUGAGCAUAGGGAACUAUACCAGGACCUGGAUAACAAGCUGCUUUGCUGGCCAUACCUUUUAGUCUGCCAGUUCCCACAAGCAAUCCUUGGACUGCAACUACUGUAGGUUUUUCAGAUCUAGAAAAUCUGCUGAGAAAAACGUCCAUUGCCGUUCUGCUUGUAAUAUUGCGAUCGAGCUCUUUGGCAGGCAGUUACGGUCACCGCAGGGAUUAAGGAAGGAAAAACCAGCCUUAUUGGUGUGGUACCUUGCACUUCAAGAGCACACGUUUAGUGGUUAUAAGGAGUUUGCUAGAAAACAGAGGAUCUUCGUUGUAUCCAUCCCCCCGCCGCCCAAAAUUAUUCUGCUCUUGCUAAGCAUGUGGAAUUGUCUACUACAUUUACUGAUUAUUUCCAACACAAUACAUAGUGACAUUAUUGCCAGCAGUGCAGAAGUGACAGGUAGCAAAAUGGAUAAGAUCAGACUCCUUGUAGCAGUACAGGAUAUGUGUGGUGCUAAUGUCAACUGACAGAGCUUGUUAUGUCAACAAGAAGGGCUGUGCUGUAUAUGUGGCAUUCUGGGUUUUUUUUUUUUUUUUGUGUAUAAACAGAUUUGAAGGUUUUACCAGGCUUAAUAUGGUACCAGUUGCAUGAGUAGGGAACAAAAGGUGGCCUCCCACUUCUUGAGGCUAUUUACUGCCAACCCCUUGGCAGGAAGCCAGUUAUGACCUGGUUAAUUUGGAGGAAACUGGAGAUGUACCUGCCAGCAUUUUAUUACUGGCAUAUUAUAUGGAGUGUGUAAAAGAUUUGCUGAACUGCAGUUGUCAUAUUUCGUGCCAUUUUGAUCUACCCCUAGCUUUGGGAACAUUUUGCUGUGGGCUUUAUUUCAAGUUGAGCAAUCUCAUGGUGAAAUAAAUUGGGUCAACAUUUUUACUUUCUUUUCUUUUCCCCCUCCUCUCUAAGUCAGCUGUGUUGCAUGCAGGAUUUGUUUUGUGGUAAAGCUCAGUGGAGGAGCCGACCCCUUCCCGCUUUAACAGUAAGGGUAAAUAUAUGUUGUGAAGAUUUUGUGUUCUUGUGGAAACGUCUACGAAAGAUCACAUCUUGAUCAUAUGUCAUGGCUUAUGUUUAAAAUAAUGCCCUCCCCCCUUCUUUUUUUGCCUUUUUUUGCUUUGACUUUAUCGGGUCACAAAGCUGCUGCUGUUAAAGUGCAUAAAAUAUGAUAAUACAUUGAGUGACAGAUCACUUUGCACUUCCAGGAAUCUCUAUACAAACACGUCCUUUCACCGUGGGAGACACGAUGUGCCCAUGCUAGUGUCUAAUUCACAGUGCACCUACUAAGAGAUAUACACACAAAUGUUUUAGCCCUCAUUGCUGCUCCUCUUACCUUAGGUGUUGGUUUUCAACCACACAGCAACUUGGUGCUCUCAUGGUGCUAUUUUGGUAGCUCGUUCAUUUGAUUUGCAACUGGGGUGUUUCCUCAGUGCCCCAAAGCAGGCUCUGGGACGUUAAAGGGAAUCCACCAUCAGUGCAAUAAGGACAAACUGAUCUGUACACACUGGUAUUUACGUGCUGCUUUCUGUAAAUAAAAAUGAACACCAAUGCUUAUCUGUCAGUGGA